AUGGGCGUUGACUCGACCAACCUUCUCGCAAACGAGGCUGUCGAGCUUUCCGAGAAUCCCGAGAUUGCCCAAACAUGGACACGACAUGGCACUUGGGCAUCCACCAAAAGCUGGUAUUCCCGAGCGGUCCUUCGCUCAGGAAAAGGCUAUAAUCGAUUGCCCGGCAAGGCUCAGGAUCCAAAUCAUUUUCAUGGAUGGCGAUUUGGGGCAUUGAUUUCAUGCAUUCUGGUCGGAAUAUGCCUCGGCCUCAACCUCGCGGCCACCAUCUAUGUUCGGCUGACGUACCCUCCAAGCGGCGAUAACCUGGGAAUCAUGCAGGAGAGCGAUUGCGACCAUAUUCACAGUCUGGACAGCAGGCUGCACUACGCCCUGAAUGUGAUUGCGACCGUGCUGGUUGGUGCGAGCAACUACAACAUGCAAUGUUUGACGGCUCCGACGCGACGCCAGGUGGACCAAGCCCACGCUCAGCGCAAAUGGUUGGAUAUCGGCGUCCAUUCAAUGCGCAAUCUAUCUUUCAUUGGGAAGGCCAAGUUGGCGUUGUGGCUGGCUCUCCUAGUGAGCACUCUCCCUUUGCACCUCCUGUGGAACUCGGCCGUAGUGAUGACAACCACCUUCAACGACUACAGCGGACUCGUUGUCACUCGGGAAUUUUUGGAAAGCCGCAGUGACAUUGGCCUGGAUUGUACCAGUGAAGCGAUGGAAAAAUACCGACAGUCCGAGUUUUCCAGCUAUGUCACUUGCUGGUUGUUUGAUCAAGCCCGGAACAACCGCAGCAGCCUGACGCAGAUGGAUCCCAGUCGUUGCAUCUCCACCUAUACAGCCGGUUUAGAGGGACGGUCGUUCAAUAUGCUGGCUGUUACCAGGCAGAGUGAUGCGUGGAAUCAGUCUAAGAUCUUCCCGCCUCCGAGUAAUACGACUCUGCCUGUGCUGGCGUAUUUCCAUCCCCUGGACUAUCCGGAUCAGAUUGAGAAAUGGUGUAGUGGACUGUGCAAGCAAUGGGGAAAGGAUAAUGAUAGCCCAAGGUACUGCUUUGAUGAGAACUGGGAUGAAGCAUCGGUUCCAUUUGCCUGCCAGGAGCAUAAGGUGAACGGGACAGGUUGGGCGCCCAAUGCGCUCACACAAACGAGCGACUGGAUGUGCCACCCCGAUGCCAUCUUAUAUGGCCAAUGCAGCGGCUCUGCGGCAACGAGGAAUGCCACAAAAUGGGCCAUUCUACCAGAGCAUUAUGAGAUCGACCAUUGCCUGGUAACGGAGUCAAGUCAUACCUGCCAGCUGCUGUACAGCCCGAUUAUCCUAUACAUUGCGAUUGCGUGCAAUGCUCUGAAAUUCAGUUCCAUUCUUUUAUGUCUUCUUGUCUCUCGCGAACCGACUCUCGCAACUAUCGGCGAUGCAUUGGACUCUUUCUUAAGGUCCCCCGAUAUGGUCUCCAAGGGGCAAUGCCUCCUCUCCAAAAUGGAUGACACGAUAUUCCCCGACCCAAGCGACAUUGAUCCUGCGUGGGCACAACGUUGGCAGCACGGCGAAGGUUGGCUAGGGCGGUGUUAUCAAGGUACAUCCGUGAGGCGCUGGGGAGCAUGCAUCCUCUUGUGGCUCGCCAGCAUUAUCGUAGGCCUUGUUUUUCUCUUUAAAGGUAUCAACCUUGUCGGGGCGCGGAACGCGUUCACGACGGGAUUUGGCGCACUUAGUUUAAAUGCCAUCGUCAACACGUCCGGCUACCGAGGAGGUACGGCCGCGUCCAUUGUCACCACGUCGAUCGUAGCGAACCUCCCACAACUGCUACUCUCGGGAUUGUACUUUAUGUACAAUGCUGUGCUCACGGGCAUGGCAUCCGCCUAUGAGUGGAGUAUGUUCGCCUACCAGCAGACCACACUUCGGGUGACCCUUCCCUGGGGAGCCCAGAGAGAAACGUAUUGGUUACAGCUUCCGUGGAGAUACUCUCUGCCACUCCUCGCCUGUAGUACCAUUAUACAUUGGCUGAUCUCGCAGUCAAUCUUUCUCAUCAAUCUGAAAAUCUACCAACCCAACAAUGAGCUCUUGACACGGCCCAACACCCACUUCCCUAGUGCAAGUGAUAGUGGCAUUAUCACGGCCUGCGGAUACAGCCCACUCGCUAUCGUCACGGCGCUCGCCGUGGCAGUUCUUAUGUUUGCCGUACUUACCACAGUCAGCACCUUCAAGCUGAAGCCGGGCAUCCCGGUGAUCGGCAGUUGCAGUGUUGCCAUAAGCGCUGCGUGUCAUCCCCCAGAAGAGGAUUCCGAUGCGGCCGGAAAGCCUCUAUCCUGGGGUGCGGUGCGGCAUCAGGAGGGCGAUCAGCCGGGACAUUGCUGUUUGACUUCGCAGACUGUCGAGAAACCACGAUAUGGCGAGUUGUAUGCGGGAUAG
Molecule: messenger RNA, 2382 nt
Organism: Aspergillus bombycis
Lineage: Eukaryota; Fungi; Ascomycota; Eurotiomycetes; Eurotiales; Aspergillaceae
Exons: 2
Coding region: 1-2382 (793 amino acids)
Source: RefSeq, a predicted model, not a curated record